AUGUCCGCCAGCACUACCUCUCCCCCCACCACCAAUCGUGGUUCGCCACCUCGAGGCAAGCAAACCAGCAAGCCUACAACCUCAUACAGCAGCGAUGAUACUAGCGAUGAUGAGAGCGACGCAGACGACACCCCUGUAUCGCCAGUACACAUCACGUACUUUGAAGAGAUCGAACAGCCAGAACCAUGCCGAAGAUCCACCAGCUCCUUCGACCACAGAGAUGAAGUUGAUGUCCACCAAAAGGUCAGACACGACGAGCAAUCAGGUGGCGCGGAUUUCAAAGAGCAGGUCACUCGACCGGUUGUAGCCAGCAGCGGUGGAGGAGGACACGAGAACUACUUGGAAGAGUUUCCUCUUUCACGCUUCCCACAUGAGCUCUUCAUACUGAACAGCAAGCGUUAUUGGAAAGGCUUGGAACCUCAAUACUUGAUCACAACAAAGCUUUGCACACUGUCGUGGGACUACCAUGUGAACUUCAAGCAUUCCGUGGACAAAGUCGUAUCAGCGGACACUAUUCUUUACUGCGUCGUGUGUAAAUCACAUCAGCAUAUCUGUUUAGGACCCUGGGAUAUCACCGACUACAUCCAUGCCAUCUCUCGAAGCUAUCGGUCGAUCUGCAACUCGUGCUCCGUGGGCGAUGUUCAGGGCAAAUACGCGCGCUCUUGGCUCGACGGCGUGAAGUCCUUUUACAAGGAAUUGGAGGCUGUCGGAGGCGAUGUGAACGCCAUGGAGAUCGAAGAAGAGGUAGACGAUGAGGAAUCGGCUGACGGAGGCGAGGAUGGAGACGAAGACGAAGAGGAGGAAGAAGAGGACGACGACGACGAGGAGAACGACGAGGACGGAGGCUUGGCUGACUGGUCGGGCCGUAUUGGAGGUCUUGCGAUGGUGGAAGAAAACAUCAUCAUUGAGCACGCGAAAGAUGGUGAUUUAGCUGAGGAACACGAGGACGAAGAUGACGAUGAAGAAGAGGAGGAGGACGGGGAGGAGGAGGAGGAUGGAGCCUUGGUUGAAUGGUCCGAUCGCAACAAAGAUCUCGCGAUGGUGCCAGCCCUCGACCAGUCCUUCACAAGCGACGUGCGCGGGCUAUUUGACGGGUUUGGCCUUGGAAGUGGUGCGCGUUCUGAUGUGGCUACUGCUGGAACCACUGGCCGGAAGAGGAAGAGUGAGGCGCAAAUGCAGCCAGAGACUCCAAGUGCCAAGCUGUUGAUGCGUUUCCCAGAUCUUCGGGGAUGA
Messenger RNA from Fulvia fulva, 1233 nucleotides. RefSeq lists its product as uncharacterized. The coding region runs from base 1 to 1233 and encodes 410 amino acids. Lineage: Eukaryota; Fungi; Ascomycota; Dothideomycetes; Mycosphaerellales; Mycosphaerellaceae. The transcript has 3 exons. The record is from RefSeq and is a predicted model, not a curated record.